Messenger RNA from Ceutorhynchus assimilis (cabbage seed weevil), 10690 nucleotides. The record is from the annotation of a GenBank genome assembly. Lineage: Eukaryota; Metazoa; Arthropoda; Insecta; Coleoptera; Curculionidae.
UUUUUACAAUAAUGUAUUUGUUUAUAGGUAUCCCGUGUAUACAUUAGGUAUGCAGUGUUAUUUUAUCUGAAUAAGUUUCAUUUUUCCAUAUUAGAUAUUGUUGUUAUUGCAUUUUUAUUUUAAACACCAAACGAAAAGAAAAAAAAAACUGAAAAUAAAUAAUUGAAAUCUAAAAAUUUUAGCACAAUUUUUGUUUAGCAACAAAGACCUAGUAAUACUCUGGUAUUGGCAGGAUUGAGAAAAAUCUAGAUCCUGGUAUUCCAAGUUUUAUAAUCUGGUAAAAUGGCCAUUCAUAUAGUUGGCAACAGUGCUUGACAUGUGACGUCGUUAUCUGCUGAAAAUUGAAAUGAAUGAAUAAUGAAAUGAUAACAAAAAGCUGAAAGAAAACAGGGAUUAUAAACUUUUAGAAGUAAUGAAUUAAUAAAUGAAUCCCAUCCCUACAAUUUUAUAGUAUUUUUUAAUGUUUUUUGUGGAGUAUCCUUUAUAAUUUUUCAUUUAUUUUAAACAUGAAUUUAAAUGCGGAUAUAUCAAGUGCCCUACAACUGCUGGAAGAUAUUAAACAGGGGGUUGGUGAUCUUGGGGACCCAAAAUUGCAAAUGAAUACUUUUCAAGACCUCAAAGCCCUAUUAUCAAUUCUAGAGAACCCUGUAUUCAGAAGUAUCGUAACUGUACAGGAUUCUUUGAGUGAGCUUAACCAACAAUUGGGACAACACCCUUCAAUUUUACCAGUAGAUUUUGAUAUCACUUCGGCAGGAGAAUUGGUACUGAAUGUCCCACCUGCUGGUGAAUUGUAUGAUCCUGAAUACAGCGAUUAUGCUGGGAGGGACUUUGAUGAGCAACGAGUACCUUCUGCUCCUAUAUCACCAAACUCGCCUCAAUCAUCAGCAUUUGCUGCAUCAAGCAAUAAAAUUCUUUCAUUACUUAAUAGUCAAAAAUUAAAUGGAAGUGUCUGUAAUCCAGAGACAUUAAGAUUACUACAAGGGGGCAGCAGUUUUAACGCCCAUGAUGACGAUAUAAUACACAGAUCUCCAUCUGUUGGUAGUGAUAAUUCAAAAACUGGAUCGGAUCAUUUACCAAACAGUGAAUGGUCCCAAGUGGAGAGCAUAGACUUAGUUAACGAUGGUACCGGAUUGGGUUUUGGUAUUGUUGGGAUGAGGAAUAUGGGCGUAGUUGUUAAAACUAUUUUGCCUGGUGGUGUUGCUGACAGGGAUGGCAGAUUGCAAAGUGGAGAUCAUAUUCUUCAGAUUGGAGAUGUUAACUUACACGAAAUGGGUUCAGAACAAGUAGCAACUGUGUUGCGACAAUCAGGUACCCAUGUGCGAUUGAUUGUAGCUCGUCCUGUGGAAUUGUCGUCUUCCGAGUACAAAUAUCUCGGAAGUUCCGCUCCUAUAGUGCCUACAAAACUCUUACAUGAUGCGACUGAACUUGAUAGAUAUCUAAUUCAGCAUAAGUAUCCUCCAGUCUUUCGAAAGGAAAGCGAUAUAUUUUCAUUGGAGCUUGCAAAAUCAUACGGUUUAUCUCGAAUCCCUGCAUCACCCUCUCUGCCAUUGCUGAACCUCGAUGUCUCAGUUAAAAUGCCCGAAAUGGAGAAGUUUGUUGUUGAAUUGAGGAAAGACACAAAUGGCCUGGGUAUCACCAUAGCGGGAUACGUGUGUGAAAAAGAAGAGUUAUCUGGAAUAUUUGUUAAAAGCGUUAGUAAAGGCAGUGCUGCUGAUCUUAGUGGCAAAAUCAAAGUCAAUGACAGAAUUGUUGAAGUGGAUGGGCAAAGCUUGCAAGGUUAUUCUAAUAUUCAAGCAGUGGAAGUACUUAGAAAUUGUGGCAAUGCUGUCAAACUAUGUCUGGAACGAUAUUUGCAUGGACCUAAAUAUGAACAGCUUCAGCAAGCAAUAGCAGCAAGUGAAACGAAGCCACCGUCAGCUUUAAAUUCCCCACGAUAUCCCAAAGAAGAGGAAAGUCAUUCAAAUCCAGGCAGCGACCUUUUUAAUGAGUUUAUUAGAAAAGAAGAUCUUCCCUUACUUACUGAUGAAGAACUGAUAUCAAAAUGGUCUUGUAUGAUGGACUCAGAUGUUGAAAUUGUCAUCGCACGACUGAAAAAAAUUGGUGAGAAGGGUGGCCUAGGGAUAAGUUUAGAAGGAACAGUAGACGUCGAAGAUGGUCGUGAAGUUAGGCCACAUCAUUACAUUCGUUCCAUUCUUCUUGAAGGUCCUGUAGGCAAAAACGGAACACUCAAAUCGGGCGAUGAGCUGCUAGAAGUCAACGGCCAUCAGUUAUUGGGAAUGAAUCACCAUGAGGUUGUAAGUAUCUUGAAAGAAUUACCUCUAAAUGUUUGCAUGGUUUGUGGCAGAAGCCCUUUAAAUAUAUUUAAAGAAGAAAAGUAUCCAGAAAGAAGCGUCCUAACGAGAAGCCUGAAUAAUCUUCUUCCUGCAUCCGAUCGAUUAGUAAAAGCAAAAUCGGAUGGUUCUCUCGCUAGUAGCAUAGCUGUAGCUAGUUCUUCUGAAACGCCUUUCUCAAAAAUGAAAUCCAGAAGCUUAGAACCCUUAACAGGUCUUGCCAUGUGGAGUUCAGAUCCUCAAAUCAUCGAGCUAGUGAAAGGAGAAAGAGGUUUAGGUUUUUCUAUUUUGGAUUACCAAGAUCCAAUCGAUCCUAAUGACACAGUUAUUGUAAUAAGAAGUUUGGUGCCUGGCGGUGUUGCUCAACUAGACGGACGACUAAUUCCAGGGGAUCGUUUGCUGUUUGUUAAUGAUACGGUAUUAGAAAAUGCUUCUUUAGACCAAGCAGUACAAGCUUUGAAAGGAGCUCCAAAAGGGAUAGUCAGGAUUGGCGUUGCCAAACCAUUACCCAUUCCUGAUACUGUAGCACAUGGUUCUCUAAUCGACGUCGAUCCGGAUCGUUAUUUAACUUCUGAUUCGUUUAAUUAAUUAUUGUUGAAUGACAACUUAAAUACUCUAUUUUUGCAAGCUCAUAUUUGUUUAUUUAUAAUUGGUUGGAUUUUUUCAAUUUUGUCUUUAUAUUUACGUUGUUAUAUUUUAGUCUGUGACAAAGACAAUUUUUUAGCGUGUGAGCCAUUCAAAAAGAUCCACCCAUGAUAGCAAUACUAGCCCUUAGCCCCUGUCAUGGUUGUUUUUCCAUUCUAACAACUAUGACGGCUAAAAUUUAAAAUGCAAUGCUUUUCCUAUGUAUUGAUUUGGAUGGCUCGAGCUUUAUAUUUUAUUACGAAGUAUUAAUAAGCAAGUUUCAAGUCAAUUGUUAACAAUAUCUACCACCUCACAAGCGGGUUUGAAUUGUGAAAAAUAUGGUUUUGCAGCAAGGUUGUAAUCUGGCCAAAACCUCGGUUUUCAAGUAGCUACUCACUCAACUACUCUGUUCCUUGAUAUUAAACAUUCAGUAAUGGAGAUUACUAAUGAGUUAAAUUGGUUCACAAGCCCGAUUCGCACCUGUGCAUUUCUCCAAAAGUUUUUUCUUUGGUGCUUCUUAGGGUAUCCUGUCAUAAUUUAUUUUAUUACCCUUAAACCUGUUUGCAGAAAAUUUACAAUAAUUGAUGAUAGAAAGUAUCGUAAACAGAUCAAGUUAAAUGGUGAAAUAAAUAUGUAUCAGCUUCUUUGGACAAUUUCAUUGAAAAGCUUGAAUCAAUUGAUUUAAAUGCUAAAAGAUAGCAGAUCAAAUUUAAAUCUUAAUAAAAAGUGAUUACAUAGUUGAAUGUUUGAUUUGAUGUGGAUACCUCUGACGAUUUAUACAAGAAUAUGCUACUCGUAGACACAAACAAAAACAAUACAUAAGUAUGUCUAUAAUAGUGUGCAAUAUCAAAGUAUGUCUGUUACCAGUUUUUUGUAAAUACGUAUAGCAUGGUAUGCAAUAAGAAAUAGAAGACAAACGCAAAAAAAAAUGGAGGUUAAAAUUAAAUGUUAUAAUUGAAGAGACAUCAAUAAACAAUCAAAACCCUAAAUUUUAAUAUGAAGGCCAGUAUUUUUUUUAUUGAGGAAAGAAAAUAAGGCAAAAUGUUUGAACCACUUGCUUAUCAGUAUUUUAAAUUAUUACAUUUAAUAUUUUUAUAAGGGACUCCUCAACUUAGUUUUAACAAAUAAAGGCAUUGGCUAAAAUUCUUAAAUCAUGUAAAUAUUACUAUAAUAAUAAAUACAAUCUAUACAUACUAUAUAUUUAUCAAUCAAAUAUUCAGCAAGCAAUUCUAUAGUACUUACUUAUAAUAGUACUCAAAGAUCAAAGUAUCACUGCCCUAGAUAAUCUAUGUCAAUAUAGUGACAUUUAUUUAGAAAUUAAACAUUUCAUGUAGAGUAAAAUUUGAAAUUUCAAUUAAUAAGUCAUAGAAUUUUUUUUGAAAUGACAUCUAAAUUAUUUUUCUUGGAGAUUAUUUAAGUCUGUGAACUAAUAUGUGAUAUGAAUUCAGCUUUAAUCAUACAAUUUCCAUCAAAAGUACAUGUAUGUAAGUCAAGUUUUUAGGGUGACACUAAAUAAGUUAAUAUACAUACGCAUAAUUAAAUGAAUCAAUCAAUCAAUCAAUCAAAAUAUACUUUAUUGUCGGAAAAUAAAUUUCAUUGACAAAGCAUGAUCUUAAAUAAUGUGCAAGUAAUUAAAAAUUAUCGGGUUAUAAAAAAAAGAGGUACAAUCAAGAAAAUAAAAAAUAAACAUAAACAUAAAUGUCAAAGCAUAAUCCUAAGCAACACAUGUACAAUUUUUACUACAUCAAACUAUAGAGUCAUAUAGAAGGUACAGCCAAUACAGAAAAAACAUAAAGGUUGCGGUCAGAACAAAACAAAACAAUGAAACAAACAAAAUUAAAAUUUUUCAUUUAAAAAUUCAUUAAUAUGAUAGUAGGCUUCUCCAUGUAAAAAUGUUUUGAGCUCUAGUCUAAACUUUUUAAAACCACCUAUCUGCCUUAAGUUAACAGGCAGAUGAUUAAAAAUUUGUCUACUUUUAUAAAUUAGUGAAUUUUGCGUCAAUGCAGUCUUGGGUAUAGGAAGCUGAAUUUUAAGAAGUUGCCUAGUUGGAUAAGUUCUUGGAUAUUCUAACUCAUCAUAAUGUUUUUUGUGCAUAAGGCAAGCAGUUUCCAUGAUAAAUAUACAGCAUACUGUAAGUAUUUUAUGUUUUAAAAAUAGUGGCUUGCAAUGCUCCCAAUAUCCAACCCCACACAAAUAGCGCACUGCUCUCUUUUGAAUGACAAAAACAGAAUCAAACAAUUUAUUAGAACAGUUACCCCAAAAUGCAAUGCCAUACCUGAUAUGAAAUUCAACCAACGAGAAAUAAACCAACUUAGCAGUAUUCAAACCAAGUUCAUUUGACGCUAUUCUUACAGCAUAGCAACCACUUGCCAAUCGUUUGUUUAGAUUUGUAACGUGCUCAUUAAACUUAAGUUGAGUAUCAACAUGAAUACCAAGAAAUUUACAGCUAGUUUUAUUUUCAAUUGUGUGUGUGUCUAAUAAUAAAUCAUCAAAAAAAAAUUUAAAUGUCAAUAUGUUGGUUUUCUUAGAGUUAAAACAAAGCAAGUUAGAGUCACACCAGCUCUUUACAAGAUUUAGGUCUUCAGAAAUAAUCUUUUUCAACUCUUCAAUAUUUUUUCCGUUCCAGGACAGAGUAAUGUCAUCAGCGAAUGAUGUUAUUUUAGCUCUAAUGGGGAGGUCAUUAAUAUCAUUUAAAUAAAGUAAAAACAAUAUUGGUCCCAACACAGAUCCUUGUGGAACACCAUUGGUCACAGCCAAGUUUGAUGACUGAGUAUCACCAAUCUUAACAAAUUGUUCUCUUCCCGAGAAAUAAGAUUCAAACCAUGAGUAUGAGAUUCCUCCGAAGCCAUAAAUUUCUAGUUUUUUAAGCAUUAUUUUAUGAUUUACGCAAUCAAAGGCUUUAGAGAAAUCACAAAACACAACGGCGACAAGCUCACUUUCAUUAAGACUGACGAAUACCUGUUCCAAAAGAUUAAACAUUGCAUCAUGGGUGCUCUUUAAUGGUUGGAAUCCAAAUUGAGUGUCGCUUAUUAUGUUGUGUUUUGAAAAAUAUUUUAACAUUCUUUCUUUAACUAACUUUUCAACUAUUUUUGACAACGUCGAGAGAAGUGAUAUUGGUCGAUAAUUACAUGGGUUGUCCAAUUCGCCACCCUUAUAAAGAGGCAACACAAUAGCUUUUUUCAGGCAGUCUGGAAAUACUCCUGUUAAAAAUGAAAUAUUAAUACAUUCAGACAAGACAUAUAAUGCAUUAUCAGGCAAGUUUCUAAGCAAAUUUAUUGAAACAUUAUCGUGCCCACUGGAUUUAUUGUUUUUUAUUCCUCUAAAGAUUUCAUUAAGUUCUAAUACGUUUGUAGUUUCCAGUACAAAUGUGUCAUUUAUUUUAACAUCCAAUAAAUAAGAACCAGGAUCCACAUUACUUUUCAAGUUUUGUUGUAAAGUAUCAGCAACACUACAGUAGAAGUUGUUGAGAAUAUUGGGAUCUAAUUUAACAUCUGUUUGAAGAACUGAGUUUUUACCAGUUAACUGAUUAAUUAUUUUCCAGUUUUCUUUGCUGGCAUUUUUGGAGGAGUUUAUUCUAUUCUGAUAAAACUUUUCCUUAGCUGCUUUUAAAACACUUUUGUAAAUUUUUCUAUAUCUGCAGAAAUAACUUAUGAACUGAGGACAAUCAGUAAAUUUGCGAAUGUUUUGUAACGAACGCAUGUUUUUUGAUGAAACUUUAAUAGCGGGAGUAAUCCAAAGUUUACUUUUCUUUUGCUUAAUUUUUUGUAAUGGAAAAGAUUUUAAAAAUGCAUCAGUUACUAAUUUUUGGUAUUCGUUUAGUGGUGAUUGACAAUUCAAAACUGCUGGCCAAUUUAAUUCCUUGCAAAUAUCUUUAAAUUUUUUAUAAUUGUUGCUGCUAAGUAGUCUACCAACUUUAUAUUUUGGUGGUUUAUUUAUCGCAAGUUGAAAUUUUGCUAAAACUGCCUCGUGAUCCGAAAUGCCUACAGGAAUUACACUACAGCUAACAAACAUUUGCUUUAAGACAAAAUUUGAACACAGAUAAUCGAUUUUGGUUUGAGAAUGAACAGUUAUUCUAGUAGGUUCGUUAACAUACAUCUCUAGGUCAAAUGAUUAAAACAAGUUAGACAGAAUUUGCUGUGCCUCUGAUCUGUCAUCAUCAAAAUUUAUAUUAAGGUCUCCCCCUAGUAUCAAACCUGCCUUGGGUGGCAGUUUUGAUAAAAGAAUUUCAAGAUUUUCAAAGUAUUGCUUUAAGUUUGAAUAAUAGGGGGGCCUGUAUAUGCACAAAAUGUAUAAAUUAUUUUUUUGUUAUAUAACAAGGAGAAUUCAAAAACAUUUUCAAUUAAAAGGGUAUUAAACUUUGUUAUGGGGGUAACAUCAAAAGAUUGUAAAAAUGUCUUAUUGACAAGAAUAGCAGUUCCACCAUGAGUUUUACUAUUUCUACAAUAGAGAGACACCAGAGUAUAAUUUUCAAUACAAAAUGGUUCAUUUUCUGCUAGCCAAUGCUCAGUUAUAAGUAAGAAAGCUGGAAAAUUGUUAUCUUCCAACAGCAGAUAUAAAUCAUCAAGUUUGUUCCUUAGCGAUUGUAUAUUAAUUAGAAAUACGGAGACGGCGGCGUUAUUAUUUUUUAUGUUUUGUGCCGCGCUUGCGCAGUUUGUGGAAGAGGUUGGUCUAAAAAAUUUACCUCUGGAAAAUUAUUACCCUUUGAAAUAGUGUCGUCAUUAAUACUAAAGAUAUUAUCAUCUAUUGGGACAUAUUUAAGAUUUGUUAUGCUUUUUACAUUAAAGUUCUGAACACACUGUUUUAUCAAUUUUCCAGUCUUAAACAAUCCGUACUUAUCUCCAUGAGAAAAAUUACCAACCAAAUCCAAAAAACCUAUGUUAAUAGAGAAUAUUUGUAGUUUUUGAACAACUUCCCUAAGUUUUUGAUUUACAUUCCUAACAUACAAACAUUUCUUGCCAUAUUUAUUUUUAUAUGGGAGGUUGCAGACUAACAAAUUCGUUCUAAAACACUUAUUUGACAGCAAUAUUAUGUCAUCUUUUCGGAUAUCAGUGUCGUUAAGUCCUGCUAUUAAAACAAUAUAGUCCUUAUCGGUCAAAUCCUUCACAUAACAGUCUGAACUAUGUAUAAUAUCCCUUAUUGUAGUAUAAGGUUUUGUCACCAGCUGAGUUACAUAGUUGUCCCCCACGGAUUUGUCUAUAGCAUCAUAUAACAUUCUUCCAAAGUCAUCAGUUAAAAUAACAAUCUUAUUCUUAGAAUUUUUAACCUUUCUUAAAUUAACAAGCGAGUUUAUAGCACUUAUGUCAGCAAUAUUACCAUCUGAUUGACUUUUUUGAUAAUCCUUUUUCGAAACUUUACGCUGCUUGAACUGGAAUAAUUCUUUGUUGAUCUUUUUAUUCUCACUAGCAUAUACAUCAUUAUCAUUCUCAAGUGUACUAAUUGUUGUUAGCAUUUGAUUUUUCAUUGACUUCAAAUCAUCUAGCUCUUUUACCAGUUUAUCACGUUUCUCAUCUUCCUCCACCAUUAUCUGCUGCAAAUUCUCGUUCCUCUGUAUCAGUUCAUCAAUACGUUUGGUGUCAGAUUUACUAGAUAGCUUGAUCUUUUCGAUUUUUUUAUCUAGACUUUUAUUUUUCACUAGAACUUCUUCAUAUUUCUUUUGAUGUAUAGUAAUAUCUUUCUUUGUGCCAACAAUUUCCCUUUCUAAAGUUCUAAUAAUUUUUUCUUGACUCUUGAUUUUUUCUUCCAGUGAAUUUUCAACAGAAAAAACAUGAAUUAAGUAAUUUUGUUUCCAAGUUUUUAUUCUUAGGUCGGGUAGUAUCAAACUAUUUUAACAGAUAACUAGCCAACUUCUGGAAUUACUAUGAGAAGUAACGUCAUUCCAGAAGUUAACUUUCAGCUAUUUUGUCAAAAUAGUUUUAUAAUACCCGCCCUAAAUAUAGUAAAUACCUCGCAUAUUAUCUCCUUUUAAAAUAAUUCAUAAUUGAUGUUCGACCCAUAUGUACAUAAAUUGAAAUAAAAAGGUGAUUUUAGCGUUUACUAUUAGAUAGAAGCCAAUGCCUUUGUGCAGAUAAUGUGUUAUGUACUUAAUGGUACUCAUUACCUUUAGUAUAUGCUAAUACAAUAUUAAUUUUUAGUGAUAUAAGGAAAUGGGGUGAAAUAAAUAAUUAGUUACACAAAUGGACCUAGUUAUUGUUAAUCUAGUUUUCAAAUCCUUUAGUGGAAAUAAAAAAUAGGAUCAGUGAUUCAGUAGCAUUUAUAAAUUAGUGAUACAGUUGGGCCCAUUUUUAUAUGCCAACUUAGACAUAAAAUAAGCACAAUUUAAUGAACGUUUAUCUUAGAUUUAACUAUUCAAUCUACAAAAUACAUCCCUUUUCCUUACAGCAAUAUAGUUAGUUUUUUUGUACUCAAAUUUAUAAUCUCGAAUCUCAUUUUAUUCAUAACAAGGCACUUAGUCUAGGAAAAUUGUCGAUUUCCAAAAAAAAAAUUCCUACCCAAAUGAACUUUUCAGGGAUGAUAGGGGGCGGGUGGGUGAUCAUAAAACCGAAAAUAUCAAACAUUCACCCCUCUGGCGUUUUGCGCUAUAGGGGUUGAAAGUGCGCCAUUGGCGAUUACUUGGUACCUAUUGAUUUUACAAAAAAAUGUUUCAAAUAAAAGAUGUGCAACAUUAUUUGAUCUACAAUGUUUAUCUAAAGACGUUUUUGAUUAAGGGCCGUCUGUGGUCAUAAGGGCCGUUUGAAAUUUUAUAAGGAAAAUGAAAAAUUGUAAUCAACGUGAAAAAAUUUCCUACAACACAUACAACAUUUUUGCUUUAUGAAGUUUUUACUCACCCCUUGCCGUUUUUCAAUAGGGGUAAAUAUAAUAAAGAAUAAGAUUACAUUUCCUACAAUUUUUCUCCAUAAACUUUUUUUAUAACUCACCCCCAUUCAGCGGGGGGACACUUUCUUUAGGAAAAUUUUAGUUUUUAGGGGCAUAUAUUAAUUUUUUUUUUUCUUUUCUCGCCUUUCGUGUAUAUAAAAAGUUGCAAUUAAAAUUGUAUUGAAAGGAUUUUUUUUCCCAUCAGCUUUUUGUUUUUAGGGGUAGUUCGCCUAUUUUCAACUUUACAAAAAAUUUUUAUUAAGAAUACUUGUUCAUUUUAUUAUUUUGAGCACCUUUUCUUUAUAAUUUAUUUUUGUAAAGUUAAAAAUAGGCGAACUACCCCUAAAAACAAAAAGGUGGUGGAAAAAAAAUCCUUUUAAUACAAUGUUAAUUGCAACUUUUUAUAUGCACUAAAGGCGAGAAAAGAAAAAAAAUUAAUAUAUGCCCCUAAAAACUAAAAUUUUCCUAAGGGAAGUGUCCCCCCGCUGAAUAAGGGUGAGUUAUAAAAAAAGUUGAUAAGGAAAAAUUGUAGGAAAUGUAAUCUUAUAAAACUUUUAUUGAGAAUUUUUUUUUGUAGAAAAAUAAAAAAACUUCAAACUACCCCUAUUGAAAAACGGCAGGGGGUGAGUAAAAACUUCAUAAAGCAAAAAUGUUGUAUGUGUUGUAGAAAAUUUUUUCACGUUGGUUACAAUUUUUCAUUUUCAUUAUAAAAUUUCAAACGGCCCUUAUGACCACAGACGGCCGGCCCUUAAUGAAUGUUUGAUAUUUUCGGUUUUAUGAUCACCCACCCGCCCCCUAUCAUCCCUGAAAUGUUCAUUUGGGUAGGAAUUUUUUUUUGCAAUGCAUGUAUUUUUCGACUAUUUUCCUAGACUAACUGCAUUUUA